GGGUGCCGCUCGCAGUCCAGCCCGGCCCGGCCCUGCCCUGCCCGGCGCGGCGGCGUGAUGUGAGCGCCCGAGGUCCCCCUGCACGCCAGUUUCGCGAAGCCGGCCCCGGCGUGCGCUAGGAACGUGUUGUGCUGACAGGAGGCGAGAGCUGGCACUCCACUCAUCUCUGCGUCUCCCUUGCCCAGCGCGGUGCCUGGCACACACCCUUCCACAGAGGCCGGGCUCCAGGACAAGAUGGCAGCCAAGCAGCCCCCGCCUCUCAUGAAGAAGCACAGCCAGACCGACCUCGUGAGCCGCCUGAAGACCCGCAAGAUCCUCGGUGUGGGCGGCGAGGAUGACGACGGGGAGGUGCACCGCUCUAAGAUCAGCCAGGUCUUGGGCAAUGAAAUCAAGUUUGCUGUUCGGGAGCCUUUGGGACUGAGGGUCUGGCAGUUUGUUUCUGCUGUGCUCUUCUCUGGCAUUGCCGUCAUGGCCCUGGCCUUCCCUGACCAGCUCUAUGACGCAGUCUUUGAUGGAGCUCAGGUGACCAGCAAGACCCCCAUCCGCCUCUAUGGGGGUGCACUCCUCAGUAUCUCUCUGAUCAUGUGGAACGCUCUCUACACGGCCGAGAAGGUUAUCAUUCGCUGGACGCUGCUCACCGAAGCCUGCUACUUCGGGGUCCAGUUCUUGGUGGUCACCGCCACGCUCGCCGAGACCGGCCUCAUGUCCCUGGGGAUUCUGCUGCUCCUGGCCAGCCGCCUCCUUUUCGUCGCCAUCAGCGUUUACUACUAUUACCAAGUCGGCCGAAAACCCAAGAAAGUCUAGCUGACCACUGGGCGGGGGCCCUUCUGGGGCAAGGAGGCCCUGGUCCUCAGUUUCCCUUUGGUUCAUGGAAGGCAGGAAGGACCCUGCCCUGCCCCAGGCAGACAGGAGUGGCCCCCUUCCUUCCUCCCGGGCUCUCCCCGAAUGCUGUGAUCAGGGCUUUCAGGUUUGAGGAGGGACAGGGCCUCUGCACCCCUGUUCUUUGCCCCACACCAGGACGCCUCUUUUCUUGAGCCUCUUGGUCUCCGGAUCCCCUGGACAGACACGGACUGAAGAGCCUGCAUCACGGGGUAUCGGGCUGAGGCGAGGCCCCGCCCCUCUGCCCGGAGGCCCUUCUUUCUUUGGAGAGAGGCUGUGGGCUGCCUUCUUGUCCUCCCCCUCCACCCCCAGCCAACCUAGUGCCCAGGCAGCUGGAAAACCCAAGAACUUGACCUUGUGCCCCUACUCCUUGUGGGCCCUCCCACAUGUGGGGGCCCCUCUCCACCCCUAAACGCAGGCACCUAUCCCCCCCACAGCCCAGCCGCAGGCUGACGGGUGGGGGUGGCUGUCUUUGAGCUGGCGUUUGCCCACCUCACAGGAAGGCCGCAAGCAGCAGAGCCCUGUCCCGGCCACCACGGGCUCUCCAGGGCCUCGAUCCAGGCUGCUCUGCCUCCACCCCAGCUCCUGGAGGCGCCUAGGAGCCCCCCUCGCCCAACUGGCCUGGGUCCAGAGGCUGCCAGAGGCCUCACCCUCAGGCUGGCCUGACGUGGACACGCAGAUCCACCUGACAGUGAUGGGGCUUGGAGAUGAGAAGAAAAGCCUCGGAACCUGGCAUGUUCUCCAGGGUCUGAUGCUCACCUGGCUUAGCCCCUCCCCUCCCCUUCCCCCUCCCCAGGGUGCUGCCCUCUGGACCUCCAGCCUGGGCUGCCCCCAGGGUCUGGCAGGAUAGGACUGGGUGCCCUUCAAGCUCAGCUGGGGGAAAGAUAGAGAUAUUUCAGUGGGCCACCCCCUCUCCUGUCUCUCCACGCCCCCAGCCCCCCGCCCCGCAGAUGCCCUGGAGACGGCGGCCACCUGGCUCCCUCAGAGCUGAACACCCCUGCAGAUGCCCCCACCCCCACCCCCGGCCUGUGUGUCCCCCAGUACUCCCUCCUCCCUCCCAGCACUGUCCUUCUCUCCAGCCCUGUGUUCUGGAGACGGGUGUGGAGAGCAGUAGCCCAGGCCCCGUCUCGCUGUCUGUCUUGGAAUAGAGAGUGUUCGGGGGCGAGUUGGGGGGUCCUUUAGUGCAGCCCAGCUCUGGCUACUGCCAGGUGGGCCUGUGUCUGGGAACCUGCCCACGGUGGGCCCCACUCUGCUGUCCCUGUGCCCAGCUGUCCCUGCAGCCACAUACCUAGUGUCCCCACAGCUGAGGAGAGAGGCCUGGCGGGUCAGGGGCCUAAGGCUCUGCUGCUGGUGACCAUGGCCAAGCCGAAGGGACGACAGACCUCAGGAAGGGCCAGCUCUUCCCUGGCGUCCAUCUCCUCCCACUGAAGUGCGAGCCUGUCCCCAGGGAGAGCCCUAGGCA
Messenger RNA from Eptesicus fuscus (big brown bat), 2341 nucleotides. It is a transcript of the gene TP53I11, whose product is annotated as tumor protein p53 inducible protein 11. The record is from RefSeq and is a predicted model, not a curated record. Lineage: Eukaryota; Metazoa; Chordata; Mammalia; Chiroptera; Vespertilionidae. The transcript has 8 exons. The coding region runs from base 235 to 804 and encodes 189 amino acids.